Salvelinus fontinalis (brook trout) is the source of this 3837-nucleotide messenger RNA. Its product is annotated as tRNA-uridine aminocarboxypropyltransferase 1-like. Gene Ontology annotation, molecular function: tRNA-uridine aminocarboxypropyltransferase activity. The transcript is spliced from 5 exons. Gene Ontology annotation, cellular component: nucleus. The coding region runs from base 112 to 1083 and encodes 323 amino acids. Lineage: Eukaryota; Metazoa; Chordata; Actinopteri; Salmoniformes; Salmonidae. The record is from RefSeq and is a predicted model, not a curated record. Gene Ontology annotation, biological process: tRNA modification.
UCCGGCGUAGAACGAGUCCAUGCUUGCUCCGCUUCAGAGUACAUCGACAAUUGCUCUAAAUCAAUUGGAUCAAGUCUCAUUUUAAACAGCCACCUCCAGUUAGUCAGCAGGAUGUCCAGUUCGGACGUGCUAGCCAGUCCCUGCGGCGUGGACAUGUCCUCCUCUCCCAAAUCACCACUGACUAAAACCCAACAUCCUGACAAGGACUCCAAACAGAACCCUGUCCCUGCCUCCCCUCCCCUCCAUGGCCUGAAGCUGGCUCCCCACAGGGAGCUGGAGCAGGCGCAGCAGAGGGGCAGGCUGAAGUGUUCUAGCUGCGGAGGCUCCCGGAUGUUCUUCUGCUACACCUGCUGCUCUUUAGUGGGCGUCAGCCAGCAGGAAAUCCCCUCCGUCAAGCUCCCUAUAAAGAUUGACAUCAUCAAGCAUCCCAGUGAGGUUGAUGGGAAGAGCACAGCCAUACACGCCAAGAUCCUCGCCCCUGAUGAUGUCACCAUCUACACCUACCCCUGCAUACCUGACUAUGAAGAUGACAAAGUAGUGCUGGUGUUCCCUGGUCCUGGAUCAGUCUCAGUGGAGGAGAUGACAUGGAGAUUACAGAACCUGGCUGACAUGAAGUCAGCUGCCUCCCCUGACGAGGAACCGUCCCCAAAAAGGCCCAGAGCUGAGGAGCCAGGGGCCACACAGCAGGCUGAGGGACAGACAUCAGGAGCCACACACACAGAGGAGAGGGGAGGGGCAGCAGGGAUAGAGGGCCAGACUGAGACACCAGGAGCCUGUCCCCUCCAGAGAGUGGUGUUCAUCGACAGCACAUGGAACCAGACCACCAGAAUCAUCACAGAUGAGAGACUACAGGCGUUGCUCUGUGUGGAGCUGAAGACCAGGAAGACGUGUUUCUGGCGCCAUCAGAAAGGUUCUCCAGACACCUACCUGGCAACCAUAGAGGCUGUCUACUACUUCCUCAAGGACUACCAGGAGCUGUGUCUGAGACAGGAGUACACAGGACAGUAUGACAACCUGAUGUACUUCUACUGUUACCUACACACACUGAUCAACAAGGCUAAGACAACCGCUGGGAGACGCUGAGGACGCAGGGGGGAGAGAGGCCAAAACUACCGCUGGGAGACGCUGAGGCUGCAGGGAGGAGAGAGAGGCCAAAACUACUGCUGGGAGACGCUGAGGCUGCAGGAGGAGAGAGAGGCCAAAACUACCUCUGGGAGACGCUGAGGCUGCAGGAGGAGAGAGAGGCCAAAACUACCUCUGGGAGACGCUGAGGCUGCAGGGAGGAGAGAGAGGCCAAAACUACCGCUGGGAGACGCUGAGGCUGCAGGGAGGAGAGAGAGGCCAAAACUACCGCUGGGAGACGCAGAGACUGCAGGGAGGAGAGAGAGGCCAAAACUACUGCUGGGAGACGCUGAGGCUGCAGGGAGGAGAGAGAGGCCAAAACUACCGCUGGGAGACGCUGAGGCUGCAGGGAGGAGAGAGAGGCCAAAACUACUGCUGGGAGACGCUGAGGACGCAGAGAGAGGCCAAAACUACCGCUGGGAGACGCUGAGGCUGCAGGGAGGAGAGAGAGGCCAAAACUACUGCUGGGAGACGCUGAGGCUGCAGGGAGGGGAGAGAGGCCAAAACUACCGCUGGGAGACGCUGAGGCUGCAGGGAAGAGAGCGAGGCCAAAACUACCUCUGGGAGACGCUGAGGCUGCAGGGGGAGAGAGAGGCCAAAACUACCGCUGGGAGACGCUGAGGCUGCAGGGGGAGAGAGAGGCCAAAACUACCGUUGAGAGACGCUGAGGCUGCAGGGAGGGGAGAGAGGCCAAAACUACCGCUGGGAGACGCAGAGACUGCAGGGAGGAGAGAGAGGCCAACACUACUGCUGGGAGACGCAGAGACUGCAGGGAGGAGAGAGAGGCCAAAACUACCGCUGAGAGACGCUGAGGCUGCAGGGAGGAGAGCGAGGCCAAAACUACCUCUGGGAGACGCUGAGGCUGCAGGGAGGAGAGAGAGGCCAACACUACUGCUGGGAGACGCAGAGACUGCAGGGAGGAGAGAGAGGCCAAAACUACCUCUGGGAGACGCUGAGGCUGCAGGGGGAGAGAGGCCAAAACUACUGCUGGGAGACGCAGGGAGGAGAGAGAGGCCAAUAGAAGCACAGCGAAGAGCUGCUGGCAAACGCACGAAAGUGCUGUUUGAAUGAAUGCUUACGAGCCUGCUGCUGCUUACCACCGCUCAGUCAGACUGCUCUAUCAAAUCAUAGACUUAAUUAUAACAUAACACACAGAAAUACGAGCCUGUGGUCAUUAAAAUGGUCUAAUCCGGAAACUAUCAUUUCGAAAACAAAAUGUUUAUUCUUUCAGUGAAAUACGGAACUGUUCCAUAUUUUAUCUAACGGAUGGCAUCGCUAAGUCUAAAUAUUGCUGUUACACUGCACAACCUUCAAUGUUAUGUCAUAAUUAUGUACAAUUCUGGCAAAUUAAUUACGGCCUUUGUUAGGAAUAAAUGGACUUCACACAGUUCGCAAUGAGCCAGGCGGCCCAAACUGCUGCAUAUACCCUGACUGCAUAUACCCUGAAGAGAAGUGACACAAUUUCCCUAAUUAUAAGAAAUUCAUGUUAGCAGGCAAUAUUAACUAAAUAUGCAGGUUUAAAAAUAUAUACUUGUGUAUUGAUUUUAAAGAAAGGCAUUGAUGUUUAUGGUUAGGUACAUUGGUGGUUAGGUACGUUUGUCGAAGUAGGCGCAUCGAUUAUAUGCAACGCAGGACACACUAGAUAAACUAGUAAUAUCAUCAACCAUGUGUAGUUAACUAGUGAUUAUGUUAAGAUUGUUUUUUAUAAGAUAAGUUUAAUGCUAGCUAGCAACUUACCUUGGCAUCUUGCUGCCCUCGCGUAACAGGUAGUCAGCCUGCCACGCAGGCUCCUCGUGGAGUGCAAUGUAGGACAGGUGGUUAGAGCGUUGGACUAGUAAUCGGAAUACCGAUUACCGAUUGUUAUGAAAACUUGAAAUCGGCCAUUCCGAUUAAUCGGUCGACCUCUACGAGGUAGUAUCUUUUUGUGUCUAAAAUGUAUAAUGCAAGAAAUGGCAGUGGAAAUGGCAGUGGAAAUGCUUUUAUGCACUAAUAUUGAGAUGGAUAUCAAAGUAAAUAUCCAGGGUCUUAUUCUGGUGACAUGAUGAUCGAUGCUUUGUUGCCGUUUUGACAAAUAAAGAAUCUGUCUCUUUGUCCAUAAUAAUGUCAUGUAGGCUAUAGCUUCACUGUAUCUGUCUAUUUGUCCAUAUUAAUCUCAUGUAGGCUAUAGCUACACUGUAUCUGGCUCGUUGUCCAUAAUAAUCUCAUGUAGGCUAUAGCUACACUGUAUCUGUCUCUUUGUCCAUAUUAAUCUCAUGUUGUUGGUUGGAACGCACAUGCCAAAUCCAGAGUGGAUCCAUUUGCUAUAGAACGCAACAAAACCAUCAGAGUUAAAUGUGAUGGAACCCCAUUUAUAGUUACUUGUAUGGGCACUACAUCAAACUUUUAUCCACAAGUCAAUUUGGGAAAAUGCAUAUAGUUUUUAUGCAGAUUUUAGAAUAUUCUGAUGGAAACCUAGCUACUGUCUAAAACUCUUGAUUUGUGUGGAGGACAAAGUACAGCUCUAAUUCGAGAGCUUGAAACUCUUGGCGCUGUCUUUCAGUGAUUCAGGUUCACCCAUCAGAUGUGAUGUUCUAAGGAAUGGUUGUUACUGUGCAACAUGUCAUGUGGAAUUAUGAACGGUAUAUCACCUGGUCUGUAUAAAAUGACUAAAGAAAAUGUACUGCAUUUGUGAAUACAGAAGUGUAAAGUAUUUGAUAAAGGCUGGGGUUGAAUUCA